CAGGACACCGGAGACUGAGCUUCACACACAGCACCACACAGACACACUGUGUAUCUCAGCAGGACAGGGGACAGGAGCGGAGGACAGGUGGAGGACUUGGAACUGCAGAAACUUCCAGACCCAUCCUGUGUAUCAGGGAGACCACCCUUUGAUCUCCUGCCCUCAAUCGUCAGUCCACCAUGGGUCACAGAUUCAGCAAAUCCACCUCGAACCCCGAACAGAACUCCAGCUUCUUCUCCUCUUUGAAGCGCAGCUCCUCCAGCCGACCCAACCUCGAUCAGAACACACAUCUUCGACCAAGCAUCUUCGCCACCCUCAGGAGGUCCCCUGUCGCCAAGCCCAACGAUUUCAUACCUCUAUUCAACGACUGCAUCUCUGCCGCCUCGUCCAGAGCCCAGGAGUACCUCCUCUUCAAGGACCCAGAGGACAAGUUCCACCCGAGCCCUGAGGUGCUCACUCAGGUCUUCCUGAUGACCUACAUCUCCCAAAGUGUCUGCCUCAACAUAACAGACACCUUCAACUGCACGGCCAUGACACCAGAACAGCGCAUCCUCCUCGGGGCUGACUGGGUCUGGGCCGUGUUGGACAAGCCCACCAAGAAUCCUCGGAUCCAGAUCGCCGUGCAGGUUCUACACUUGCUGGAGAAAGAGGAUGCUGAGGAGAAUGGCAACCAAGAGAACUGCAGCGAGUCCGUCCAGAUGGCCCAGAAAGAGUCAGGCAACAAGACCUCAUACGAAAGGUUGGUGGACUUCUGCGCCUCCAUUGGCAAGGACUGCUACGCCCUCUUCUUGUUCUUUGGGAAGAAAAAUGACAAGGAGAACAUCUAUGGUGUCCUCAGCAACAACUUUGAGGCAGCCAUCGGGAAGUGCGACAAGAUUGACAGACCGUUGAUUGAGAACUUCUUCAAAGGUUCGAGGUAUCUUCAUACACCGUCAGGAAUGAUGCAGGCUAUUGUCACUAAGAGAGAGGGGGACACUCUCACUCUCAUGAUUAAAUUCAGCUAAACCAAAGAGACUCAGAAUAUCAAAUAUCGCCAAUAACACAAUACAAGACCACAGUAAUAUACUAUGUUGUAUGACAGCUAUUGAUGCAUCUCUCGAUAAACAACGUCCAGUCUCACUAAAAUGUUGAGUUUGAUAAAGUUGAAAAGUUUGAAAAGAAAAUUCUGGUCAUUUUAAAAUUACACCAGUUGUGGAUGGUGCAUCUUAAAAGUAUGUCAGUUCACAUGUAGAGUUUCCUGCUGUUUAUUCUCUCCUGUUUUCUAAUAGCUUGAGGCAGAAACUUAUUAAAACACAGUCUUUAAACACAACGGCAAACAUACUGCAGUUAAAUUCAGUUAUAUUCAAUUAGUGUGCUAAAAUAACAUGAUGCUCAAGAGGGUGACCCUGAAUCUCACAUAGCUAAAUGGAAUUCAGCCAUCACUCAUUUUAUGAUUUUAAACCGUGCAUCUGUGCUGCUCCUGUAUCAGAACAUCUACAGUGAAAAGGUUUGUUAUCACAGCAGAUGUUCUGAUUUCUCAGACACAGGUGUAACUAAUAAUCAUGAUGACAUUUUUUACUUCAAGGUUCUAACCAUUGUUUAUUCAGUUUUACUGCAGUGACUUACUGCUAAACGGAACAGAGUCAUCAUUAAUGUUAUUAGUAACACCACUGCAUUUCCUGCUCUGACAGGUCAAAGUAUGAGAAAACCUUAUUAGGGGCCACUUACAGCAAAACUUUACUCUUGUAAAAAAAAAAAAAAAAAAAAAGGAAAAGAAGUGUACACACCACUGUGCUGUGAAUAACAAUGAGUAAAUGUUACAGGAUUAGAUGUGUGCGUGCAGAAGCAAAAC
Molecule: messenger RNA, 1831 nt
Organism: Toxotes jaculatrix (banded archerfish)
Lineage: Eukaryota; Metazoa; Chordata; Actinopteri; Toxotidae
Gene: rep15
Product: RAB15 effector protein
Exons: 3
Coding region: 180-1004 (274 amino acids)
Biological process (GO): receptor recycling
Source: RefSeq, a predicted model, not a curated record